AUGGCGCUUCUUACUGCUCGAGAUGCGAUCCACGCCGAUGACCUGGAACGAUAUGAUGAAGUCAUGAAGACGAUUGCCGGCAAUCAGAUCCUUAACUUUUACCCUGAGAACCAAGUGAUCAAGCUCGAUAUUCAUGAAUACCCCACCGAGCAGAUUGUCCGGUCCGAGGCGUUCAAGCCGAGCCGAGAUGCCGAUGCGUACUUUAAACAGGAGGAGGAAUUGGCAAAAGAGUUUCUUCAACAAUAUUCUGGAGAAGGAACAGUAAAUUAA
Messenger RNA from Fusarium fujikuroi IMI 58289, 270 nucleotides. RefSeq lists its product as uncharacterized. The record is from RefSeq and is a predicted model, not a curated record. NCBI's taxonomy places the organism in Eukaryota, Fungi, Ascomycota, Sordariomycetes, Hypocreales, Nectriaceae. Bases 1 to 270 code for a protein of 89 amino acids. The transcript has 2 exons.